AUGCUUCCGGUCGUUGUUACCACGGCGUGUGGUUGUUUCGCACCGCUCCUGGACUCUCCCCCCAAACAAUCCACCCAGUUCUUGUACGAGUACCCCAACACGUCCUUCGACAACAACUACAACAACAGCAUCAACGUUAGCACUAGCAAUACUAGCGACCGUGACGGGACUACCGACAUUGACCGCAACAGGGAAUGCGCAGCCGACGACCAACUUGGGGACGACGCAUCGCACGAAUACCCGUACGGGAACGUUCCACACUUCCGCAACGACAAUAGCAGUAGCAACGACGAACACGACGACGACAGUAGCAACGGUACGACGACGAGUCCGCGAAUGGGUCGUCGGCGUCGCAAGGGCAUGAACUUUUUCGCUUCCAAAAAGUCUCGCGCCGCUGCCGCGGCCGCCGCGGCGGUGGAAACGGCUCCGGCCGACACGUCCAGCUUUCGACCGGCCGUCAAGGCCGUCUUGGAACCAUUCACGUCCAAAAGUAGUGUCGGAUCUCCGCGUGCCGAUUCUGUCGUCGCCAAGGAAAACCCGCUGCCUCGCAACCACGACACUAGUCAACCUCAACACACUGAGGAUAGUAAGAAGGAGAAGGAUGGCGGCAGUACCAGUCCAAGCAACGGCACCAACCACAACAAUGGUAACUCCGGUACGCACCCGAACGACAGUAACAACAACAACAACAACCAGAACAAGAACAGCGAACCGUCGUCUCCCGUGUCAUCCGACGAACAACGCGAUCACCAUGACGACACUCAUAGCAACCACAACGACCACAGCAACAGCAACGACGACGACAGCAGUAUCAUUUCUAUUCACAAUCACGACAGGAUCGACAAUUCACCCAAACGGCGAGAAGAAACUACCGAACGCGUCACCACCACCACCACCGAAGACGACGACGACAAUGACAACAACGAGCCGGGAGAGGACGACAAUAGUAUCCUUGGUAUCCGCGACGACAGUUCCUCCACGACGAACCCAGCCCACUCUCCCAUUCAGCGUCACGUUGCCACACCAGAAGAAAACACAAGCAGCACGAACAGCUCCGUCAUCCUCGAACCCUCCUCAGCUCUGCUCGACAAUCCACACACCGCACUCCACACAACUCCCCAUCGCAUCGACAGCAGCGACUCGGAACCCCGUCUGUUCCGGACGUUCACGCCCGGUGGAUCCACCACGGACAUUCCCGCCGUCGAAACCGCCGUAUCCGAUCUCGGCGACGUCUCGGAAGUUCCCCACGGGGGUCUUCCAGCCCGACAACCAAGCGGGCCCUUGCGGACGAAGCUCCAGUUGGACCUGCAUACCGAUCUGCUGAAGCGAUUGCGAAACACCAACCGCAUGCCGGAAUACAUUCUCGCUACGGAAUCGUCGCGACCCAGCGAAUCGCCCCCGCGACCCAGCACCCCCACCGAGGCCAUGUCGACGACAACCUCCCACGUGUCGGAACCCUCGUUGACCCCGGAAACGCCCGUGCAAGCCUCCCCCCUCGCCGUGGAAACAGAUUCGAGUCCGGCAGAAUCUUCCCGAACGGUACCGGAGACGCCCGAUUCGUCCCCACGGACACCCGUAUCACCGACAGCAACGACAUCCUCGGACGACACACCGUGCAGCCCAACAACGACGCACUCUUGCGUAUCGGAAUCCCAUGAUCUCCCCGAAUCGUCACCGGCGGUACCGAACACCGCUGCCGGAGUCGCCACCGAAGCCAGCGGACCUUCCUCGAGUCCAGAAGCGUCUUUAACAGUAUCCCCGGAAUCGUCAAGCGUGCCUAGACCGCCGUUCCCGACACAAACAACCGCCACCUUGUUGGCUGAAGAAGCACCCCAGAGCCCGGCAGAAUCUUUCCAAACGGUACCGGAUACGCCCGAUUCGUCCCCACGGCCACCCGUCUCACCGGCAGCAACGACAUCCUCGGACGACACACCGUGCAGCCCAACAACGACCACCACGACCGGCUCGGACACGGCUGAAGAACUAUCUCCUGCUCCGGAAAGACUUCCCGAUUUAUGGAGUUCGGAAACCGGUGUUGUGUUUGAAGCACUUCAAUGGAUUACAAUCGAAGCCUUCCACGACGAAGGAGCCCGGGAUACAAUUGCUCGGACCGGUGGCCUGCUGGCCAUUGUGCGGGCUAUGGAGACGCAUUCUUCGCACGCACCGAUUCAAAAAGCUGCUUGCCAGGCUUUAGAAAAGCUUGCAUUGGAUAUCGAGAACGAACGCGCCAUCAGCGAUGUUGGCGGAGUUGAAGCAAUUCUAGCGGCCAUGAUGGGUCAUUUGAACAACGUAUCAGUUCAGGAGGCGGCCUGGUCGGCCCUGCAAAAUUUAACAUGUGGGAACGCCCAGGGGGCCAUGACAAUUGACACUACGGGUGGCAUGGUCUCGUUGGUCUCUGCAAUGCGAACGCAUUCUACCGAGCCACGAGUACAAGCGAGCGCGUGCGGGACCUUCGCCAAUUUAUGUCUGGAUCACGAAGAUCGUUUAACGGCGUUGGCGCAAGCGGGCGGCUUUAGCGCCAUGGCGGAUGCCCUACAACUCCAUUGGGAAAAUAUGGAAGUACGAAAGGAAGCAAGUCGAGCGCUGGCGGAUUUGUUGGAAGAUGUUUAA
This is a messenger RNA of Phaeodactylum tricornutum CCAP 1055/1, 2610 nucleotides long. RefSeq lists its product with no specific name. The transcript has 2 exons. Lineage: Eukaryota; Bacillariophyta; Bacillariophyceae; Surirellales; Neidiaceae. The record is from RefSeq and is a predicted model, not a curated record. Gene Ontology annotation, molecular function: protein binding. The coding region runs from base 1 to 2610 and encodes 869 amino acids.